GAAGAGUUCUGGCUAGUGGUAGGAGCAGCUGCUGUUCUGAGCUGCUAUACGUUAGGACUACUAUAGUUAAGUGGUGUCAUGGGCGAUGUACCUGAAGUUGGGAUCACGCCUGAAACACCAGGGCGGCCAGCAAUUCUCAACCCUUUCGAAAGUCCUAAUGAUUACCAUCGCCUACACGAAUCCGUUGUCGCCAGUCCUUCGGUUUUCAAGUCCUCAAGGACGUCAUCUGCUACCCCAGCAAAGUUCAAAUGGUCAAUAGACGAAAUGGCAAGUUUGCUCCCAGUUGAAAUUGACCCUGAAGACAUUCACCGUCAGUCCCUGUAUCUGAGUCAAACCAGGGCUGAUGCAGAAAUUGAGGAAAAACGACAGUAUGCAAUUGAACAGUUCUUCACAAAGGGUACAAUUGUACCUUCACCUUGGGCUGCACCAGCAGGCAAACAAUCAGCACAAGCUCACCUUGUAAAGAGUACCCUCUCCCCUGGGAUCCCAGAGGAGGAUGUUCCAACUGGAAAAUGCAGUGCUGCCUGUCAAACUACACUUUCUUUACCCGUGGAUUUCAAUCUGGAAAAAGUAUUAGGUGACUACUACAAGAUGGACGAAGUUUCAGAUCAAGUUCAGGAGAGCUUGAGCUCUUCCUCUCUACGACGGAAGCUCUUCCUGGAUGGGAUUGGCAGCGGAUCGGAGUCGUCCACCCCCUCCAGCCCAGACCGGAGCCCCCAGGAGGUGGAACAUAGGAGCAGUGAGGUGCUGUGUCCAGUCAGUGUGUCCCCGCUGCAGAGCGGCAUGGCAGCAUUAACACCCACCUCCGGACAAUUUUCCUCAAGUCCAAUUCAAGGCAGAGGUAGAGCCUACAGUUUGGGCAGUGUGACCAGUCCAUUGUUCCCUGAAAAGUCAUCCCCUGGUUUUAAGUCUCCCAAACUUUCUCCCAUUGUUCUUCAGUACGUGGAAACACCUGUGUCAGGGGAGAGGAAGAGGCUAAGCUUUGUGACACCUGAUGGAAUGGCGCUGGGGAGCUCCAACGCUGAAAACAACCACUGCACCGAGAGUCCAUAUGUGGAGGGCUGCUCACCCAUCAAAAGCUGUUCCCCUAUCCGAGCCACAGGUCGAGGCUGGGUGCAUCCUCAUCACAGAGCAUCCCUUUUAGAACUGUCCCCAACCUUCAGCCCUGCUUCUGAAAGAAAAGACAAUCACCGUCAAACCAACUCUCUACCAGCAAUGGAAAUGGACACCUGUUCGGCUCUGCUGGGGUCCUUGUCUGGAAACUGUGAAACUGCCUCUGAAAAUACAGCGAGGCUAUGUGAUGACGAGGUUGCUCUGCCUGACCUGAUACCAAUGGAGGAGACCAGGGACAACAGUGCGGUGAAUAUGGCUGAGCCGUCGGAAAGCCAGGAGGACUAUUGGGCAAAGGAGGCGGUUGACGGGACCCCAGUUCGACUGACCAGCUCCAGGACGGGGAGCAUGCUGAACGUGGAGAAUUCCAACAUGUUCGUGUCACUGCUGGCCGAGGGCAGCACCAUGCCCUAUGAUAACAGCAUGCAGGUGGACAGUGGUUAUAACACGUACUCAGUUGGUACAAACAGCACCAUGGAUGGAGUCAGUUCAGACAGCCAGACAAAGGAGUCACUGGAUCCACAUGGGCCAGAGGAAACCUUUCUGUACAAUAAGACUCAACACAUUAAAUCAAAGAUGUUAAAUCUACACCACUGUUAAUGAAGGGGAUGCACACACACCUACCUCCCCUUGGAAGCUUAAGAUGAAUCCACA
Molecule: messenger RNA, 1764 nt
Organism: Megalops cyprinoides (Indo-Pacific tarpon)
Lineage: Eukaryota; Metazoa; Chordata; Actinopteri; Elopiformes; Megalopidae
Gene: bora
Product: bora aurora kinase A activator
Exons: 12
Coding region: 79-1710 (543 amino acids)
Biological process (GO): regulation of mitotic spindle organization; activation of protein kinase activity; regulation of mitotic nuclear division
Cellular component (GO): nucleus; cytoplasm
Molecular function (GO): protein kinase binding
Source: RefSeq, a predicted model, not a curated record